CACAUCCCAUUUUAGAAUAGUUAUAUAAUCAAAUUUAACAUUUAGAACGCAGAUGCACUCAUGAGUUGGAACAAAUGGUUGAGCUCUUUUUUUUCAAAUCAUGAGCUAUGCUUGCAUUCGCUCCUUAGUAGUUGGUAUGGCGGAUCACUUUGACAUUCACGUUUGCGAUAAACAGCAGAAGAUUCUACAAUUUGUGCAGCCUGUGGUUUCCUCUUGAAAUUAGUAUAAUUACUGACAAUGAGUUCAGGAUAUCAAGGUUACUAUGACAGCUACCAGUACAACCAGAACUAUGACUACAACCAGCAGGGCUACACACAAGGGACCCAGUAUCAAGAGCAGUGUAACAACAACCAGUAUGGACAAUCAUAUGACCAAAACAAUCAGUACCAAACUUAUGGACAGAACAAUGACUUCAACUCAAGUGGGCAAUACACACCGGGAUAUAAUCAAAAUAACAACCAGUUUACUGGUCAAUAUAGUGCUCAAAAUGCUAAUGAUAACCAAUACGGACAAAACUCUACGCCAGGCAGUACCUAUGGGCAAUAUGUGAGCAAUGGGACUGACUCUACUACAAGUUCUGCUUAUAGUUCGAGUUUCACACAGAACAGCUUCCCUGCAGAUAACACAGCAAGAUACUCGCAGACAGGGAAUUACAGCUCGUAUACCCCAGCGCCUGCCACCAAGGACUUUAACCAGAAUAGUGUUACUGGCUAUGGCCAGAGUACUACAACAAACCCUGGUUACAGUCAGGGACAAAAGUCGGCUGGAUAUAACGGCGGUACUGCAUAUGGACAGACAAGUAGCUAUCAAAAUUCAGGCAGUUAUCAGACAUCUGUUGCUUCAAAUUCUGUUUCUAGUUCUGGGUAUAGUCAGAAUUCUGGCAUAAGUAAUAAUUAUGGACAGAAUGGGGGUCAGUAUGGCAACCAGUUUGGACAGAACCUGUUCAACCAGAGAAAACAGAAUGGCCCGCAGAGUAGCACAGGGGGAGAUUACUCUAGUUACAAGUUUGACACCCAGCCCCCUCCUCCACCACCUCCAUCCCAUGUGCAACAUACUCAAAGAACAGGGAAUUAUGGGAGCAAUAACACACCUUCCCGUUACCCUGACACUUCCGGUCGGGGUCAGUCGUAUGACCGAACUACACGUGGGAGAUCUGGUAUUGACCAUUAUUCAACACGUGGUCAGGGUCCAACACGAGGAGGAAGAGGGGCAUCAGGACUUAGUGCCUCGUUUUCGCAAGGUCAAGGUCAGUCUGACCCGCCCAGAGUUUUCAGUGGUCGUGGAAAUAGAGGGGGGAGAUUUGUGAACCAGAUUUGUGUGAGCACCCACGGAGGAUAUUCCCAUCCCCAGACUCGCGAAAAGAAUAUUCAACAGAACUCUGAGGAAAUCAUGGCAAAGUAUUCGGAUGUGAAACCCAAAUCAAUCCUCCCAGCUGGGAAGGAAAAUGUUCCUAAGUUUGUGAAAGAAGAACAGCAACCUGUUGUGUCAACUGAUGAUGUGGUGCCGGUUGAGGUUGCUGGAAAGACAUCGGCAGACCCACUGGUGGCUGCGACAUCAACAUAUGUGAUCCCGACAUCAGCAGUGACAGGUGUCGGAGACCAGCUUCUGAGCCCAGAGGUAGAAGCUAAGCUACGGGAUCUCAUGCAACCCCUUUAUUGCAGAUUGUGCAGUGUCAACCUGAAUGCCACGUCUCAGGCUCAGCAGCAUUAUGAGGGGAAGAACCAUGCGAAGAAGUUGCGGAUGUUUCUCGCAUCCUCCUCAACGUCAGCAACAACUGCAGAUACGUCAGCUGGAGGCACUGCGACUGGAACAUCGGACAGUCCUGCUGGGGCCAAGGAUAAGGAGAAAGAGAAGAGUGAAAGUACGCCCCUGGAUGAGGAAGUUUACUGUAAGAUCUGCGACGUGUCCUUCACCUCGGUGAAACAAUCCACCCAGCAUUAUCAAGGCAAGAAUCAUGCCAAGAAAGUGAGACUUGCAUCAGCAACCACCAUCUCCUUGCCUAGCGACACGGUUGUCAAGGGUGAGGGUACUCAGUUUGAGUGUGUGAUGUGCUGUGUCCAUGUCACGUCACAGGAUCAGCUCAACAUGCAUCUGAAUGGGGCCAAACACAAACACAAGCUUCGUCUUCAGCAGCGGACGGGGGGAGCCCUGCGGGGGCGGUGGGUAGCUGGAGACUGGUGGAGUGCUGGGAGGGGCAGGGGGGUGGAAAUCUCCAACACUGGGGAAAGAGGAGGAGGAGGAUUCAAGAGGCCAUUUGGCAGGGGAGGCAAUUGGCAAGGAUCUGAUGACAAUGCAAGGAAUUUCCAGCCAUCGGGACCAAAGCGUCCCCGUCAAGACUUCUCAAAUUACCGCACACCGAGUGGAAAAUUUUACUGUUCGUGUUGUAACGUCACCUUGAAUGUGGAGAGUCAGUUUGCACAACACGUUGCCAGCAAACGGCACAAAACUAACCAUGCAACGCAGCGCAAUUCCUCGGACAGUGCUGACACCUACUAGCCGGUUGGAUGGAUAGUCCAGUCGCAUGUCUGUGUUAUAGACAUGCCUGGUCAGUAGUGCUUUCAUUUGUGGUUGAAAAAAACAAAUUCAAACACUGAACUGUUGUGAAGGUCAAGGCUUGCAGACGAUUCAGACUUCCAGACUGAAGAGUUCAUAUGUCACCUAGAGUUGUGCCCCUUUCCUAUAUUAACAUCAGAAAUCUGCCCCGUUUUGGUGAAAUCAAAGUAUGUACUUUUGCAGUCAGCUAUAAUUCUAAAUUAUGUUUUGACUUGGCGCCAUAUACGUUUUAGUCAUGUAUUUCAGUUGUGUUUGUACCAUAUUGUUCAGUUCAAGCAAUGUGGUUGUUUUCAUGUGGUCUUGUCAUGGUAAUACUGCGUUAGCUCACAACAAACAGUGACAACAUUACCAUUAGAGAACGGCAUUCCAUUUCAAUUGAAAAGUGAAUGUUCUCCAGAGACGAGCGCUUGCCCAUGUGUGUAACAUUUGGUUGAAAGUAAAAAAGAUCUGUAAGAAAUUUGAAGCCAACAAAUAAUAACUGAUAUUGUGCAAAAUAAUGAUUGAAUGAUUCAGUUUUUUGUAUGAUGUGUCGAUAUAAGAUUUUCUGUUGAUGUGGUUUAAAUGAAACGUUUAAGUUUUUUACAGUUUUACUUGUAUGAUUGUGAUAAGUAGUGAGUAGGAAAACACUAUAUUUGGUAAUUUGUCAGUUACCUGUUUUGUCUUGUCACCGUUAAAUUUAACGAGUGUAAGUCUAUGCUGAAGUAUGAGAGUUACAACUAGCGUAAGUCUAUGCUGAAGUAUGAGAGUUACAACUAGCGUAAGUCUAUGCUGAAGUAUGAGAGUUACAACUAGCGUAAGUCUAUGCCAAAGUAUGAGAGUUACAACUAGCGUAAGUCUAUGCUGAAAUAUGAGAGUUACAACUAGCAUAAGUCUAUGCUGAAGUAUGAGAGUGACAACUAGCGUAAGUCUAUGCUGAAGUAUGAGAGUUACGAUUAGCGUAAGCCUAUGCUGAAGUAUGAGGGUUAUGACUAGUGUAAGUCGAUGCUGAAGUGUGAGAGUUACAACUAGCAUAAGUCUAUGCUGAAGUAUGAGGGUUACGACUAGCGUAAGUCUAUGCUGAAGUAUGCGAGUUACAACUAGCAUAAGUCUAUGCUGAAGUAUGAGAGUUACAACUGGCGUAAGUCUAUGCUGAAGUAUGAGAGUUACAACUAGCAUAAGUCUAUGCUGAAGGAUGAGAGUUACAACUGGCGUAAGUCUAUGCUGAAGUAUGAGAGUUACAACUAGCGUAAGUCUAUUCUGAAGUAUGAGAGUUACAACUGGUGUAAGUCUAUGCUGAAGUAUGAGAGUUACAACUAGCGUAAGUCUAUGCUGAAGUAUGAGAGUUACAACUAGCGUAAGUCUAUGCUGAAGUAUGAGAGUUACAACUAGCGUAAGUCUAUGCUGAAGUAUGAGAGUUACAACUGGUGUAAGUCUAUGCUGAAGUAUGAGAGUUACAACUAGCGUAAGUCUAUGCUGAAGUAUGAGAGUUACAACUAGCGUAAGUCUAUGCUGAAGUAUGAGAGUUACGACUAGUGUAAGUCUAUGCUGAAGUAUGAGAGUUACAACUAGCGUAAGUCUAUGCUGAAGUAUGAGAGUUACAACUAGCAUAAGUCUUGCUGAAGUCUGAGAGUUACAACUAGCGUAAGUCUAUGCUGAAGUAUGAGAGUUACAACUAGCGUAAGUCUAUGCUGAAGUAUGAGAGUUACAACUAGCGUAAGUCUAUGCUGAAGUAUGAGAGUUACAACUAGCAUAAGUCUAUGCUGAAGUAUGAGAGUUACAACUAGCGUAAGUCUAUGCUGAAGUAUGAGAGUUACGACUAGUGUAAGUCUAUGCUGAAGGAUGAGAGUUACAACUGGCGUAAGUCUAUGCUGAAGUGUGAGAGUUACAACUAGCGUAAGUCUUGCUCAAGUUUGAGAGUUACGGCUAGUGUAAGUCUAUGCUGAAGUAUGAGAGUUACAACUAGCGUAAGUCUUGCUGAAGUAUGAGAGUUACAACUAGCGUAAGUCUAUGCUGAAGUAUGAGAGUUACAACUGGUGUAAGUCUAUGCUGAAGUAUGAGUUACAACUGGCGUAAGUCGCAGUAUAAUUCGUUCAGUGUGAAGUGUUCUGUAAGAUUCAAAAGAUUCUGGACUAAUUAUAACACGUGAAGGUGUGAUUGUUAGAUGUUGAAAGUCUCAGUUGUCAAAAGAUAUAUCCUAUAUUUAGCAAGACUCACAUUUCAAGGAACAUUUGUCGGUUUAAGUUGCUUCUGUUCCACAACUAGAAUUGUCGCUGACUGUUGAUCAAUAACAUUGCCGAAUUGACAGCACAUGUUUAUCUACUAAGUUGAUGAGGGGGCACGGGUGGCCCAGUCAUCUAAGGUGCUCCUAUAUGCUGUGCAGAGUUGCGUCCCUUUUGCACGCCAGAAACCUAUGAUUGUGGGUUUGAAUCCCAGUUCGUCCCGAUUA
This is a messenger RNA of Haliotis rufescens (red abalone), 4978 nucleotides long. Its product is annotated as filaggrin-2-like. The record is from RefSeq and is a predicted model, not a curated record. Gene Ontology annotation, molecular function: nucleic acid binding; zinc ion binding. The transcript has 6 exons. Bases 238 to 2496 code for a protein of 752 amino acids. NCBI's taxonomy places the organism in Eukaryota, Metazoa, Mollusca, Gastropoda, Lepetellida, Haliotidae.